AUAGCACAACAACAAGCAAUAAUGAUGAUCCCAUUAAUAGAUGGCUCAAACAGGGAGAGUUAGCUAAACUAGAACAGGCAGUAUUGGAUGGUUAUGGCCAUCAGCUAACUGGCCGUACAUCACGUCUACCACAAGUCAACCGAUUUUUGAAACAGGUGCCAGAUUUUCAGGCAAAAAUUCAAGAAAUUCAUCGAUCAGUACAAUCAGGCAAUUAUCGUAGUGUUCAGCAUCUGAUUGAUCGCAAACGGUAUGCCUUUUGCAGGGAUCAGAUGGGAUCGACACCAUUGCAUAAGGCAGUCAUCUAUGGCCACAAUCUUAUUGUCGAUUAUCUAUUAGACAGAUACGGGUCGACAAUACACGCCAGAGAUCAUAGAGGCCGAACAGCACUACAUUAUUCAGCUGUUGUUGCCGACGGCGGACACAUUUAUAGACAACUAUUAGAAGCCGGAGCCGACACUAUGGCCACCGAUAUGUUUGGCAAAAAACCUGAAGACUAUUUAGCUGUAAAUCAGUCAGAAAUUUCGGCACAAGUACUACGUGAAGGUGCAAACUUUGGACCAAAUAGUAGGGCACCGGUAGCUCAACAACGGAGAAGCCGUAGACUCGAUAGAAAUAUUGAUCCGUCGUCAAUCAAAUUUUAUACAUCACGUUCACUAAUGCAUAGGAGUAACAUAAAAGAGCUGAUAAGACAGGGCAAUCUGUCGACACUGGAGGAAGUGGUACUCCAAGGGUUCGGCGACCGGCUAUUGGGCGAGACGUCUACAGCACCGUUAGUUCAAGAGUUUCUCGAUAAGCUACCGGAUUUUAUUGAUCAAAUCAAUGAGUUACAUCAUGCGGCCAUGAAGGGCAAUCUUAGAGAGUUUCAGGGACUAUUGGAUAGGAAAUCCAUGAUCACUGCCAGGGAUCAGAUCGGUGCCACACCGUUGCACAAGACUGUCCUCUACGGUCACUACGAGUUGGCCGAGUAUAUUGCAACCAACUUUCCCGUAACAUUGGACGCCAGAGAUAACGAUGGUCGGACAGCCCUACAUUAUGCCAGUGCUCUGGACGAUGACCGACAGUUUUACAAUAUGCUGGUCAAAGCCGGAGCUUCUACACUAUUACCUGAUCUGAAAGGCAAAAAUGCAGAUUUCUAUCUUAGAUUUCCUGAACAAAUCAAUUUACAGCAAAUCAUCAAACGAUCGCAGCGUCUGAACGCCAACUAUACCAUCAAUACUGCAAACCGUAUUAAAUCAAAGUCUCCGUCAAGAAGAAAAGAGAGAAGUCUAUCGCCGUCCUAUAGAUUAAAACGACCGUCGGAUGCGGCGGCAAACGGGAUCGGCAUCACUAACGGUAGGUCAGCAGCAGCAGCAGGAGGUGGUGCUGGCGGCGCCGGCAGUAGUAGUAGUAAUGGCGAUAAUACUAGUGAGGAAACACUGUCGGAAAAGUCUAGUACAGCAACAACCGGUGCUGAUACUGGCGAUACAAUCGGCGGCGGCGGCGGCCAGAAAGGCUACGGCCGAAAAACUGGCGGCGUUUCGUCACCAUCUGCGCCGCGACUGGACGUAUCAUCAGCUAAUCUGAAACGUUGGAUACAGGAAAACAAUAUCGAAAUGCUUGAGGGAGUAGUACUCGAAGGUUAUGGUAAUCGUCUGAAAGAAAAAGCCGAAUACUUUACCGAUGAUGACUCCGGCGACUCAAUGAUGUAUAUAACCGAAAUGGUACCGAAAAUGAUGAAUCAGAUUCGGGUGGUUCAUGCAGCCGUAUCGUGCGGUGAUCUGUCGGGAUUUAGGGACACACUAGAUGGUGGUGACAACCGGGACAACAACUAUGUACUGGCCAAAGAUCAUCUGGGUAUGGCACCCAUACAUAAGGCUACCAUUAUGGGCCAUAUGGAUGUGGUUGACUAUAUAUUGGAUAAGUUUCCCGAAACGGUUAACUGUAGGGAUAAAGAGGGCCGUACGGCACUGCACUAUGCGGCCGCUACGACCAAUCGAAACGGUAGUAAAAUCUAUAAAGUAUUGGUCAAAGCCGGCGCCGACCCGAGGAUUAGGGAUUCCUCUGGCAAAACUGCUGAAUACUAUAGAGUACAUCUGCUAUCGUUGCCCAACGAAUUAUCCCGUAUUAAUAGCCGCAAAAAACUUAACCCACUGGCCAAAUAUACGGCCGACACAUCAUCGGCGGCCAACAACACUGGCUAUCAGAUGGCAACAGGAGCUAUCGGACGCCGCCGACCAGUAUUGUUGGCCAAUACACAGGAACGUAUUGCCGGCGCACUGAAUGCUGGCGACAUCAAACAACUACAGGAGCUGGUACUCGAUGGCUACGGCGAUUCGCUAAUAGGUAGGACCUCCUGGGGCGAGGAGGCGCGUAAAUUCCUGAAAGGAUUGCCUCAUCUGAUGGAUCAGAUUAAGACAUUGCACGCAUCGGUUGGCAACAAUGACAUUGGUAAUAUUGAUCGUAUAUUAUCGGAUGACUCGACAUUGAUUAGGGCCAAGGAUGAGAAUGGACUACUGGCCAUACAUAUAGCUACUGCACAUAACCGGCCAGAGGUUGUCGACUAUCUUAUUACUAAUUAUCCCCAAUGUAUUCAACUUAAGGACAGUGUCGGACGGACAGCCUUACACAUAUCGGCCCAGAAUAAGUCGAUAGACAUCUAUAGAAAACUGGUCGACUCGGGCGGCGAUCCCAAAGUAAUGGACAAAAGUGGCAAAACGGCUGACCAUUAUUUUCGUCAGCAGACUAUACAAAACUAUGACUUUGUUUCGCCAAUCAAUGGCCGAAAAAUGACUGAACAGGACAUCAAUAUUAUUAGUAAUAAUAAUAAUAAUAAUAAUAGCAAUGGAUUUGUUGAACAACAAAAUAGUAUUAACCUAAGGAAGAAUAGUAAGCCAAGAGCUGCUGUCCAAACAAAAGCCAAUAACAACAACAAUAAGACUAAGUCUUCAACAAUCAGUGAUCCAAACAACGAUAACAAGACUACUACUGUAGAUGCAGUGAAUACCAAUGAUACAGACGAUAAUGACCUAAUCGAUGACAAUAAAAGUGUUGUUAACACCACUAAUAAUAAUAAUAAAUCAAAGAAAGUCGUUCCCAACAAUCGACAAUUGCCUCAAUUACAACACCAACCAUCACAACAACUACUACUGGAAGAUCAUCAGGGAUUAGAUGAUAGCAAUUCAGAUAAUACUACUAAUAAUAUAAAUACAGAUAUUAGUGAAACUACUAAUACCAUAACCACAGCAACAGCUAAUAAUAAUAAUAAUACUUCCACUUCUGAGUUAAGUAUAACCAGCAGUACAUCCAAUAGUAGUGAUGUAAUCACUGAAGUGUUUGUCGGCGGCAAUCAAUCCGUUGUCCAACAGGUCAUCAAUGAUAGUACAACAGCAACAGCAACAACGACAACAUCAGAGGCUACCGAUGCGGACAACAGUAGCGAAGAUAAUGAUGUCGUCAGCAAUUCAGAGAUGGAUGGCGACGUCGUUACCGAACAAGUGGUAAUCGAUGGUCAAGUUAUAGUCGACCAAGAAGUUGAUGAGCAACCAGUGCCUAUUGAUAGUAGUAGUAGUGGUAGUGAUAAUAGUGAAGAAGUCAAUAAUGAUUUAGUAAUUCAAUCAUCAAAUGACAAUGAAAUUCAAGAAGAAGAAGAAAAUGAAGAAAAAGUUUCAACAAUCAGUGAUAAUGAGAUUUCACAGCCAGAAGAACAACAAUCAGUAGUUAUUAAUGAAAACUCUGGAGAGUCGUCGUCGUCGUCGUCGACACUAAUAGAGGGAGAGAUCAAGACUGAUGGGGGAGGAGAGGGGGAGACGACAGCAACAAUUGAUGAGACGACGACUAUUAUUGAGGCACAGAAUGAAGAAGAAGAAGAAAAGGAGAAUCAGAUAAUUACUGAUAAAGAAAAUAAAGAUAAAGACAACAAUACCGAUGAUAAUGAAAUACAAAUGGAUAGUCAGUCAGAGGUGGCAAAUGAGGAGAAGGAGAAGGAGGAGGAGGACAGCAAGGAUGAGGUUAUAAAUGAUAGCCAACAACAACAAAGUGAUGGUCAAAGUGUUGAACAACAACAACAACGAGAGGAAGAGGAGGACAAUACUAAUAGACAAUCUAUAGAUAAGUCGGCGAUGCUUUCAUCAAGUGUUGUUGCAACAGAUGGUGAUAAUGAAGUUAAUGAACAAACAGUAGAUCAAACAGAAGUUUCCGAAACAAAUCCGUCCACCAAUAGGAAGACUGACGACGGAAGGAGAAGAUCGUCAUCGAAGGUCGGCGGCAACACUUCCCGACGAUCAUCCAGUGGUGCCGACUCUAAACAUAGUAGCGGCGGAUCGCGGCGUUCGUCCGGUGGUGGUUCGCGUCCGUCCAGUCAAGUGCGGCGACAGUCGUCGAAAAGUUCAAUCAAAUUGGACAGACAGUCGUCGAUUGCUGAACAGGUCGCAGAUGCCGACGACGACAAUAACAGUGGUGGUAAUGGUCCACAACUACAGGAGCUAACAGAAAAUCAGGAACAGAUCAUAGACAAUGCUAACAACGAUACGGAUGACAAAAAAAGUGGUCAAUCCAUAGUCGAUGAAUCAUUGGCACAACAACCGACAGAAGAUAGUGGUGAGACUGUUGCCGCCAACGACGAUACCGACACUACAGAUACCGGUGCUGUUGCUGAUGAUCAACAGUCAUCAGCUGUCGUCGAUAAUACUGAAACAACAACAACAGCUGAAGCAGUAGCUGAUGAAGAAUUAGUUGCAAAUAAUAAUAAUAACGAGACGACUAUCGAUCAAACAGAAGAUCAAGAGAGAGAAGCUAUUGAUAGCAACGAUGGAGAAGAAACACAACAGACCGUCACCACCACUACAGGUGAUGGUAUAUCAGAUGAAAACCAAUUGAUUAUGAAUGUCAACAACAAUGACAACAACGACGAUAAUAAUAAUAAUGAAGACGAAGAAGAAAACGAAGAAAAAACUAAUCAAAUCAUUGAUAAUAAUAAUAAUGACAGCAAAGUCAAUGCUGAUGAUGACAACCAAAACACCGGUAAUAAUAAUGGUGUGGACAAUGACACCACCACAGCAACAACAACACAACAACAACAACAAAUGAGAUCAACUAGUGGUGAUGGUGGUGGUGGUGGCAGCCGGUCGACUACCCCCGGGUUGGGUCGGGCUUAUAGCAGACAGAGCACUACAACCAUUGGUGGCACUAUUAAUCCACAAUCAGAUGAUCGUCUCAAUGAACUGAUUAGCCACUGGCUUAUGGAUGCCGAUCUGUUACGACUGGAACAUGUAGUUAUAGCCGGACAGGGAGAUCGGCUAAUUGGACGCAAAUCAAACAACAAUCGUGUACAGGAUUUUCUAGAUCUAGUACCCACUUAUAUGUCAAAAAUUAGGACAGUUCACGAUACAGUCAUACGGGGUAAUCUCAAUGAAGUCAAACAAGUUUUGACUAGAAAACGGUUUGCCCUGAGCCGGGAUCAUCUGGGUUCAAGUCCACUACACUUGUCGGUAUUGCACGGGCACCUGGAUGUUAUGCUAUAUAUUAUACAACAGUUUCCCGAAACAAUCAAUGGACCAGAUAAUGAGGGCCGCAUCCCUCUACACUAUGCAGCUAUAAUGAGUGAUCCAAACAAACAAUUUUAUAAACUAUUGUCUAAAGCGGGAGCCGACGCCUCCCUAACCGAUAAAGCCGGUCAUAACCCGGAAUACUAUUUGGAAACACCGGGAGUAUUGACUAUUAGGCAAUUGUUGGAAAAUUAUAUGCCGCCCGACGAUGAUAAAGCUAACGGUAGUGCCGAAGUAUGGCACCGACCGCCCACUGCCGACAUCGAGUCACGUCUGACCCCAACUCCAGACAACGGUACUGAUGCCGACUCGGAUACAUCGGUUGUCUAUAAUGUCAAUCGCGGUCAAGAAGUGGACGCCGAAGUUCAUGUCGAUGCCGACGAUAAUAAUAAUAAUAAUCGCCGAUCGGUUAGCCGAUCAGUAUCGCAGUCGUCGAUGACAAGUACUACUAACCGAGGAGGUGGUGGUGGCGGUGGUGAAGGAGAGGCUACUGAGUUGGCAGAGGAAGGGGAUGAAGACUUCGAGACAAUGUCUAACGAAUACCGAAAGUCGCUGAAAGAGGAGAAAGAAAGACUACAGAAGAGCUACGAAAGGCAAAUGUCUGGUUCGUCGACAACGUCAUCGUCGGCGGCAACGACAGCCACUACGGCAUCAGUGGUCAGUGUCAACGGUCGUGUCGUCGACAAUAUACAGAAGGCUCAGCCGCCCUACGAUGGCUCUAAUGGCGCUGCCGUUGGCGUAGCCAUUGCUAACGGCGCCAAUACGGCCGGCUAUGACUUGACUGAGAUUAAGGAUGAAAACGGACAGACAAUUAUGCACUUAUUGGCCGCUAAACCACAUCAGAGAACCGUAUUUUACAAAAUGCUAUCGCAAGCCGAGUAUCUGAUACCGGAAAGGGAUGCCAAAUAUAGGACAAUGCGUGACAUAACUGUGGAAAACGGUAUCAAAGAUAAUCUGCGGGCCAUCGACUUGUAUAUACUCGACUCGUUUGUCAAUGAAAACCGACAAUUCAUUAGAUCCCUAGCACUGGAAGGCUAUGAUAGCCUAUUGACUGUUGUCGAUGGCGAAGGACACGAUGUUAUGGCUAUACUUAAGAGACUACAUAAGCAGCGAAUGCAGGAAAUGGUCAAAGAUUUGGCACAAUUUCAGAAAAAUCGCGACGAAUUGCAUACAUUCAUACGGCACGGGUAUGUCGAAGGAGUGGACCAAUUGAUACAAUUGGACAGCAAUCUAGUGGUGGCUAAGAGUCAGCGGGGCAGACAUGCGCUGCACAUAUCGGUGCUGUUCGCCAAUCUGGACAUCAUUAGCUCGCUUAUCGAGUCAAACCCGCGGGCAGUCAACACACCCGAUCAUAUGGGUCGCACACCACUUCAUUACGCAAUGGCCAGCAGUCUAGUCGAAGAUAUUGGUCGAGUGCUGAUACGUGCCGGUGCUAAUAGACAGCUCCGGGAUGUGAAAAUGAGAACACCUAGCUACUAUUUUGUCUAUAAAAAUGAUAUUAAAGAGAUCAAAUUGGAGGAACAAAAUCUAACAAUUUGA
Messenger RNA from Oppia nitens, 7061 nucleotides. RefSeq lists its product as uncharacterized. The record is from RefSeq and is a predicted model, not a curated record. Gene Ontology annotation, molecular function: protein binding. Lineage: Eukaryota; Metazoa; Arthropoda; Arachnida; Sarcoptiformes; Oppiidae. The coding region runs from base 270 to 7061 and encodes 2263 amino acids. The transcript has 21 exons.